Messenger RNA from Rosa rugosa (rugosa rose), 3232 nucleotides. RefSeq lists its product as uncharacterized. The record is from RefSeq and is a predicted model, not a curated record. Gene Ontology annotation, molecular function: nucleic acid binding; zinc ion binding. NCBI's taxonomy places the organism in Eukaryota, Viridiplantae, Streptophyta, Magnoliopsida, Rosales, Rosaceae. The transcript is spliced from 2 exons. The coding region runs from base 403 to 1452 and encodes 349 amino acids.
GCAGCUAUGAUCAUUGAAGCCACUACAAGCAUGGCAGCUCUCAUAAUUGCAGCAACCAUGUGGAGUUGCAGCUAUGAUCAUUGAAGGCACUAUAAUGGACUUCUUACCAUAGCAUUCACACUAGCUUUGUAUUCCUAUAUAAACCCUCCAUUGUGAGAUGAAUAAACACUUGAAUCUCCAUCCUUCUCUGCAUCUAAACUCUCUCUCUCUCAAGUUCUUCCCAACAAAGCUCUCUCCAUUUUCUGAAACAGUUUUAUGUUCGUUUUUCAACACGUUAUCAGCACGAAUAGCUCUACGAUUUGGAUUGCAGAUUGACAAGAGGAGAGGUGAAUAACUCUUGGGUUGCAGAGAAGAGGCAGUUCAUCAUUCAAUCAACUUCACUCUACCAGCUCUACAACCAAAAUGUCAAAUCUCAACAAACUUGACUUUGUCGCUUUGGAAGUUUCCGGAAGGAACUAUCUCAAGUGGACCCAAGAUGUCAAGCUUCAUCUGACUGCAAAUAAGAUGAGAUCAACGAUUAUUGCUGACAACAUCACCCCUGAAGACAUGAAGGCAAGGGCUAUGAUUUUCAUCAGGAAACAUAUGGAAGAAGCACUCAAGGUGGAAUAUUUAGCUGAAGAAGACCCACGAUCUCUUUGGGUCGCUCUAGAAGAGCGAUUCAACCACCAAAGGGCCAUCUACUUGCCGGAAGCAAGGCACGAUUGGCAGAACAUACGUUUCCAAGAUUUCAAGACUGUCAAUGAGUAUAACUCUGAAAUCUGCCGGAUUCGGUCACUCCUAAAAUUCUGUGGAGAAGAGCUCACAGAAGCCGACCUACUGGAGAAAACUUUCUCCACCUUCCCACCUUCCUGUAUGGUCCUGCAGCAACAAUACAGGGAAAGAAACUUUGCUAGAUUCUCCGAAUUAAUCACCAUCCUGUUGCUCGCUGAAAAGAACAACAACCUACUUCUGAGGAAUGAUCAAGCAAGGCCCACCGGUACUAGAGCAAUUCCUUUGCCUGAAGCAAAUACUAUUGCCCAUCACGAAAAUAAUCGUGGAAGGAGGAACCGGGGCCGUGGAAGGGGAAGAAGGUCUGAACGUCCAAGGCAUGGAAGGAGAAAUGGGCCCAGAAAUGGCCCAUAUGAUCGUGACCACCCAGGCAAUGGCCCAAGGGGUCGAGGAGGACGUGGACAAGGCCCACGUGGUGGAAACCGAAAUGGCCAAGUCCGACAAGCUCAAAUUAGAGAGAACCCUGGUCCGGCCCGUCGCCCUCAAAAUCAGCAUAAUCUAUGUUAUAGAUGUGGAGGCACUGACCAUUGGUCCCGCACCUGUCGUGCAACAGAUGAAGAGAUAGGAGAGUAUCACGCCAGACGCGGAACUCGAGAGGCCAACCUUGUGGAAGAGUCAGUCCCUAUGGAUACCACCUUGGAGAUUACUGAUUUCCAAGCAGCCAAUGGAUACAUCGAGGAUUGAAAACUCGAGGACAUGGGCAUAAUAGGCACUUGUGCCAUAUCUAUGUUAUUGUUAUGAAUAAUGCUUUCUAUUUUUCAGAUUAUCUUUGGUGAUUUUUGGAAUAUUAGUUUUACAUAAUUUGGUUAUGCUUGGAUGUUUAAUUCAAUAAAGUUAUUUAUUUUCAUACAUGUGAUCCAUUGAGUUAAAUAUGUGAAUAGGCAUGUCUUGUGAGGAAGUUUGUUGUCUAGCUGAUAGUGCUACUACGCACACCAUACUCCGAGAUAGGAAGUUUUUUUUAAACUUAUUGCCUACUCAUACCUCUGUGACAACUAUAUCAGGUCAAUCCAACCUGAUAGAGGGCCAUGGCAAAGCCCAAUUUAUGUUGUCCAAUGGUACUGAAUUUACCAUUAAUGAGGCCUUAUAUUCUCCACGUUCCAGAAGAACGUUAUUGAGUUUUAAGGAUAUUCGAGCCAACGGUUAUCACGUUGAAACCACUGAGGAAAAAGGAGUGGAAUAUCUUUGCAUAACCUCCAAUUUGUAUGGCCGGAAGCGUACAUUGGAGAAGCUAAAAUGCCUCUCGAGUGGUCUCUACAUGGCUACCAUUAGAUCAAUUGAGGCAAAUCACAUAACCAGCCAGAAGCUAACCAAUUCGAGCAACUACUUGCUUUGGCAUGACCGUUUGGGACACCCAGGUCAAAGUAUGAUGCGCCGUAUCCUAAAUUCAUCCCACGGGCAUCCCCUUACCAAUAAGGAUCUUGUGUACAGUAACACAUUAUGCCAAGCUUGCUCAUUGGGAAAAUUAAAUAUAAGACCAUCAUAUGCAAAGACUGAAAAAGACUCCAACCUUUUUCUACAAAGGAUACAAGGGGAUAUAUGUGGACCUAUCCAACCACCAUGCGGACCAUUUAAAUAUUUCAUGGUUUUGGUUGAUGCAUCGACAAGGUGGUCACAUGUUACACUAUUGUCCACAAGAAAUGCUGCGUUUGCUAAACUCCUUGCCCAGAUCAUUAAAUUAAGGGCUCACCACCCGGAUUAUCCAAUCAAGUCCAUAAGACUUGAUAAUGCCGGAGAGUUUACAUCAAAAUCUUUUGAUGAUUAUUGCAUGUCCCUUGGGAUUAAUGUUGAGCAUCCAGUUCCCUAUGUUCACACCCAGAAUGGUCUCGCAGAAGCGUUCAUUAAAAGAUUACAAAUGAUCGCACGGACCUUGGUAAUGCGAACCAAGCUUCCAGUAUCUGCGUGGGGCCAUGCAAUUUUGCAUGCAGCCAUGUUGGUCCGACUGAGGCCCAUUGCCACCCAACCUUAUUCCGCGUUACAGUUGGUGACUGGGUACGAACCUGAUGUUUCGCACUUACGUGUAUUUGGGUGUGCAGUUCUCGUGCCAAUUGCGCCGCCACAACGUACAAAAAUGGGUCCUCAACGAAGGAUGGGCAUAUAUAUCGGUUAUGAAUCUCCAUCCAUUAUACGCUUUUUAGAGCCCUUGACAGGCGAUCUCUUUACCGCUAGAUUUGUGGAUUGUCACUUUGAUGAGACAGUCUUCCCGCCGUUAGGGGGAGAUAAGAACGUUACCGUUCCUGAUGAACGACGUGAAUUGACGUGGAAUGUCCCCACUAUGUCUCAUCUUGAUCCCCGAACCGCACAAUGCGAUAAUGAAGUGCGAAGAAUUCUAGAUCUACAGAGUGUAGCCCAAAAUAUGCCAGACGCUUUCUCUGAUCUAGCUAAAGUGACGAGAUCACAUAUACCUGCUGCAAAUGUGCCUGCAAGAAUAGAUGUCCCUGUAGGACGCGUUGUCCCGGAUGGACGA